Eruca vesicaria subsp. sativa (arugula) is the source of this 1014-nucleotide messenger RNA. The record is from the annotation of a GenBank genome assembly. NCBI's taxonomy places the organism in Eukaryota, Viridiplantae, Streptophyta, Magnoliopsida, Brassicales, Brassicaceae.
AUGGCAACCAUGGCUAGAUCGUUUCUGCAGGCGAUAUCCAAGGACGAAGCGGUUGCUCCUCCGCUCAGAGUUGUUCAGAUCGAAGGACUGGCUGUGUUAAAGAUCAUCAAACAUUGCAAGGAGUUUGCACCAACGCUUGUCACAGGGCAGCUUCUUGGACUUGAUGUUGGUAGUGUACUUGAAGUCACUAAUUGCUUUCCUUUUCCAGUAAGAGAUGAAGAUGAAGAGAUUGAAGCUGAUGGUGCUAAUUAUCAGCUUGAGAUGAUGAGAUGUUUGAGGGAGGUUAAUGUUGAUAACAACACUGUUGGAUGGUAUCAAUCCACGGUGCUUGGAUCUUAUCAGACUGUAGAGUUGAUUGAGACCUUCAUGAAUUACCAGGAGAACAUCAAGAGGUGUGUUUGCAUCAUAUACGAUCCCUCUAAAGCGGACCUUGGCGUUUUAGCUUUGAAGGCUUUGAAGCUUUCAGAUUCCUUUAUGGAGUUGUACCGGGCAGGAAACUUUACAGGGGAGAAGUUGAGAGAGAAAAAUUUCUCCUGGAUGGAUAUUUUUGAGGAAAUACCUAUCAAGGUUUCAAACUCUGCGCUUGUCAGUGCCUUUAUGACCGAACUGGAGACUGAUUCACCUGUCUCACAGGGUGAUUAUGAUCGUCUGCACUCAUCAACGACGCCUUUUCUUGAGAACAAUAUGGAGUUUUUGAUUAAAUGCAUGGAUGAUUUAUCUAUGGAACAACAAAAGUUCCAAUAUUACUACCGGAAUCUGUCUCGUCAGCAAGCGCAACAGCAAGCCUGGCUCCAGAAGAGAAGGACGGAGAACAUGGCUCGUAAAUCAGCCGGAGAAGAGCCUUUGCCUGAAGAGGAUCCAUCAAACCCAAUCUUCAAGCCGGUCCCUGAACCAUCGAGGCUAGAGAGCUUCCUCAUCACAAACCAAGUCUCAAACUUCUGCGGCCAAAUCAAUGGAGUGGCUGGCCAGAACUUCAGCAGACUCUACCUGACCAAGGCGUUGCACGAUAAUUGA